This is a messenger RNA of Priapulus caudatus, 1117 nucleotides long. Its product is annotated as neurofilament heavy polypeptide-like. The transcript has 5 exons. Lineage: Eukaryota; Metazoa; Priapulida; Priapulimorpha; Priapulimorphida; Priapulidae. The record is from RefSeq and is a predicted model, not a curated record. Bases 608 to 1117 code for a protein of 169 amino acids.
AUGAGUCUACGCGCUAUUUGCUCCCCAAUCGUGGAAAUUUUACAUUUACAUACUUUCUUUGAUAUCUUGUAAUUUUUCAAGUAAUAUAUUAAAAUUAAAUGUAUGCGUUUUUAAUUUUGAUAAACUUUCUCAAUAAGUCAACAAGUCAGUUCUUUGACUUUUUUCUUGUUGUUUGUGCCCAGCGGCGUGCGUGCGGUGUACUUGUGUGUUGCAGAGGAGCAUUUUAACGGCAUUUACAGGAAAUUAUCGGCAAUAAUAGGCGAAAGAGAGUAGAGAAACAUUAAGACUUUGCAUAUGACUUUUGCGUAUGAUAAGCACACUUGUUGGCAAUGCAGUCAUCAAAAUAGGAGACCUCUUAUCAGAGUUUGGAUAACUGCAAUGGGAUAUGAAAUAUAAUAUCAUAUGCGUUAUAUAUCUAUGAAUAUUGAAAGCGAUAAAUAAAACUUAUAUCUUGUUAUAUAUCUGACGUCCCCGCUAAUGCGCCGUUCGAAUUGUUUAUUAUAGCGCUCGUUAGAUGGCGCGCACGACAAUGCAAAUGGCCUCACCCGUUGUCGAAAUGUAGUUUCACAACUUCUAAGGAACUGUGCCGAAGAAGAAGUCAAAGUUAAUGCAAUUGAUAGCUCUGCACUGCGGUCAUAUUGUCAACAACGACAUAAAAAUACACCGACGCUGCGAGUGUCACCAGCAAGACCAGUGUAGCGAGAAAGGGCAAGAAGACCAAGAUCCACAGUUCCCUGACAGAGGAAGAGGAGCAGAGCAUGGUGGAUUGGCUGGCAGAAAACACUGUCUUCUACAACAAGAGGAUGAAGGCCACGAGGUUCAGCCCAAGACAACUAUGAAACAGAAGAUUGCUGUCACCACUACCUCUAUCGGAGCUGCACAAGAUGACGAGGACAUUGGUGACGAUGACAUUGACGACACACUCAUUGAGCCGUCUCAACAGACACCAGGAAGCAGCAAAGCAUCUGGAGAGCAACAGACACCAGGAAGCAGCAAAGCAUCUGGAGAGCAACAGACACCAGGAAGCAGCAAAGCAUCUGGAGAGCAACAGACACCAGGAAGCAGCAAAGCAUCUGGAGAGCAACAGACACCAGGAAGCAGCAAAGCAUCUGGAUAG